AUGACUAGUGUAAUCGGAUUAGGUGAGCACCACAUUUUGUGUGGAUCUACGACCUGACGCUCCCCUUGCUGAUGGGCGAGGUUGUAUGUUGCUGUGAUAGAUAUCGGCCAGGCCGGCUCCAAGGUGCGUACGACCCCAGCAGUUGCCUCUCCCUUCGCCCGUGCCGAUAGAUGAAGCUGACGCAUCCAACCCCAUAUAGAUCGGAGCUGCGCGUAACCGUGGAAUCGACAUCCUCAUCAACGAAGUCUCGAACCGAGCGACGCCGUGAGUCUGCGCGUGCGUUGCUGUGCGCUGUGCGCUGUGCGCAGUACGCUGUGCCGUUGUGCCGUGCUGGCGCGCCGCUGGAAGGCCGUCGGGGUCGGGUUUCGGUGGGAUUCCCUCGGCUGAGGCUGAGGCUGCCCGCCCACGCCCACGCCGCUCGCCCACGCCGCUGACCGGACCGACCACGACGGCGCGCCUAUCCCUCUGCUCUCCCUCUCCCUUCUUGGCCCUGCGCAUUCAUCGCAUCGCACAUCCUCGCUGACCACGACUCCGCUUCCUCCUCCUCUGCGUUCGUACCAUGCCCCAUCAGUUCGCUCGUCGCAUUCGGCCCGAGAUCACGAAUCAUUGGCGAAGCGGCCAAGACGCAAGAGACGUCCAACUUUCGCAACACCGUCGGCUCCCUCAAGCGACUCAUUGGCAGGACAAUCGAGUCAGUCGUGCGCAAUGUGCGGUCCACCCCGAACCCGAACGUAUGUGCUAACGAGUCAAUCGCGCGCAGUGACCCGGAUAUGGAGAUUGAAAAGAAAUUCCUGAGCGCCGAGUUGGUCAAGGCUGGCAACACCGUCGGUGUCGAGGUGAGUCAGAGCGGGCGACGUUACAUCUCUAUGGAGCACUAACCAUAAUCUUCUCCCACAGGUCAACUACUUGGGCGAAAAGACCGUCUUUUCCGCGACGCAGCUCUACGCGAUGUUUCUCGGCAAGCUCCGCGACACGGCCGCCAACGAGCUCAAGUCGGCUGUCAACGACGUCGUCAUCGCCGUGCCCGUCUGGUACACCGACGCCCAGCGACGAGCCGUCAUUGAUGCCGCCGACAUCGCCGGCCUCAACCCCCUCCGUCUCAUCAACGACACCACCGCAACCGCGCUCGGCUACGGUAUCACCAAGACUGACCUCCCCCUCGCACCCGAACCGCCCAAAUACGUCGCUUUUGUCGACAUUGGACACUCGGACUACUCGGUCUCGAUCGUCGCCUUCAACAAGGGCCAGCUCGUCGUCAAGGGUACCGCCUUCGACCGUCACUUUGGUGGCCGAGACCUCGACUACGCCCUUGUCGAGCACUUUGCCGCCGAAUUCAAGACCAAGUACAAGAUCGACGUCAAGUCCAACCCCAAGGCCUUGUUCCGCCUUGCCGCCGCCGUCGAGAAGCUCAAGAAGAUCUUGUCCGCCAACCCCGUCGCCCCUCUUUCGGUCGAGUCCAUCAUGGACGACGUUGAUGCGUCGUCGACGCUCAAGCGAGAGGAGCUCGAGGCCCUUGUUUCCCCCCUUCUCGAACGUACCAUCGGUCCCCUCGAGCGAGCCCUCGCCGAUGCAGGUAUCAGCAAGGAGCAGAUUGAAACCGUCGAACUUGUCGGUGGCUCAACCCGCGUCCCCGCCCUCAAAUCGCGCAUCCAAGAGUUCUUUGGCCGACCCCUCUCCUUCACCUGCAACCAGGAGGAGGCCAUCGCCCGUGGUGCUACGUUGGCGUGCGCCAUGCUUUCCCCCAUCUUCAAGGUCCGCGACUUUUCGACGACCGACACGCAGCUGUACCCGAUCAAGUUCGUUUGGGAGGCCGCACCGGGCGACGAUCCUUCCGAAGGGACCGAGCUCGUCGCUUUCGACAAAGGCAACGUCAUCCCUUCGACCAAAGUACUCUCCUUCUCACGCAACCAACCUUUCGACCUCGAAGCACGGUACGCCAAACCCGAAGACCUGCCCGGCAAGUCGAAUCCUUGGAUCGGUAAAUUCACCGUCAAGAACCUUUCCGCCCCCAAGGACGGUGGUCGUGCGCUCGUCAAGGUCAAGGCCAAGUUGAACCUGUCCGGUAUCUUGACUUUUGAUUCUGCGACGCUCGUUGAGGAAGGACCCGAGGAGGACGUUCCCGAACCCGAAGCGAUGGAAACCGAUGCCCCCGCCGCCGCCGAUGGAGAGGCCUCUACCCCGGCCGCGCCUACCCUCGUGAAGAAGGCGCGCAAGUCGAUCAAGACGACUCUUCCCGCCAUCUCGAGCGCCAACUCGCUCGACGCCUCGCUCGUUAACGAUUUCAAGGAGAAGGAAGGACAGAUGCACUCGUCGGACAAACUCGUACUCGAGACCGAGGAUCGUAAGAACGCUUUGGAGGAGUACGUUUACGACGUGCGCGACAAGCUCGAAGGCGCAUGGAAGAAGUACUCGUCCGAGGCCGAUAAGGAUGGUUUACGCAAGCUCGCUUCCGAGGCUGAGGAUUGGCUCUAUACCGAUGAGGGUGAGGACGCGACCAAGUCGGCUUACGUCGCUCGAUUGGAAGGCCUCAAAGCCCUUGGUGACCCCAUCGCCCUUCGAUACCGUGAACACGAGGAAAGACCCCGUGCGACCGCCGCCCUGCGAGAGAUCAUCACCGGCUUUUUGGAGAAGGCUCAAUCCGGCGACGAGAAGUAUUCGCACAUCCCCGAAAAGGACCUCAACACCGUCGUCGAGACGUGCGCCAACGCCGAGGCCUGGUUGGGCAAUAAGCUUUACUCGCAGCAGGAGAAGCCGCUCGACGUCAAGUCCGUUAUUACUUCGGCCGAGAUUCGCAAGAAGGGUGAGGAGGUGCAGAACGUUUGCUUGCCCAUCAUGACCAAACCCAAACCCCGAGCGCCCAAGACGGAGACGCCCAAGACCGAGGAGAAGCCGACGACGACCGAGCAGACACCGGACGUCAACAUGGAGGCGGAGGACACGACCGCGCCGGAGGUUCCGACGGAGAACAAGGCCGAAGGUCAAGCCGAGAUGAACGUCGAUGAACUCGACUAA
Messenger RNA from Microbotryum saponariae, 3012 nucleotides. Lineage: Eukaryota; Fungi; Basidiomycota; Microbotryomycetes; Microbotryales; Microbotryaceae. The record is from the annotation of a GenBank genome assembly.